CCCUCCGUCUCUAAUUGGUCCACUCUGACAGCCUUGCUUGAGUUUCCUCAAUUGAGCAGCGUGAAGUUCAACGCUCGAGACUUUGGAGAGGAAAGCCAUAAUAAUAAGAAUAAUAAUCGUGAUAAUAUUGAUUAUAUUGGUUGAUCAAAGCCGCAGAAGAUCCUGCUGCGCGUAAAGAUCCGGAGGAUCCGAUGCUUCUGCCCCCGCCGCUCGGCAGGUCUGGCCGGUGCUCGCUGGGUUCGGUCGUCGCUGCGUCCGUUGCUCAUCCCGGAGCCUGAAUCCCUCAUGAGGUUUCUGAAGACGCCUGCGUUACCGUAAAGCUGCUCUUCAAACCCCCGGUUGGAGCAAUGACUCGGAUUUUCUGGGAUAUUCUUCUUCUGAUCAGCUCUCUUUUGACUUUUGCUGCGAUGCUGAGCUCCUCAGCAGUCAUUGAAGCCAGUAUUUCCACCAAGCAGAGGCUCACUGCUACUCCAAACGCUGUCAGUAAGAGCUCUGGGACAUCCACUGACGGAAUUGCAGCUGCAACUAACAUCCCUGCAUCUAAUAGUUCCCUCAUAUCGGUUGAAGCAAGUCAGAUGAAUUUAACAACACAUCUGUUGGUUUACAACACCAUCACCACCACCAGCAGCUGGACAGAGACCUCUGCUGCUCCUCCAAACUCCUCCACCAGCACCUCCUCAGCAAACAGCAGCAGAAGCAGCGCCACCAACAAACCGGAUGGAGCCGUCAGCAGCCAUCCUGUGAAGAAGUUUGUGGCUGCAGCUGUUCGGUCUCACUUUGACGACUGUCCUGACUCCCAUCAGCACUUCUGCUUUCACGGCACGUGUCGUUUCCUGAUCCUGGAGGACACGCCUGCUUGUGUGUGUCAUCCGGGUUUCGUUGGGUUGAGAUGUGAGCAUGCAGACCUGCUGGCUGUGGUGGCGACCAACCACCGGCAGCAGACUGUCGCUACUGUGCUGGUGCUGUGCGUGGUUGGCUGUGUUCUGUUCAUGGUGCUGUGUUCUCUCUUACACUGCUGGUGGAGGCAAGACUGCCAAAGGCAAAGCCAUGCACAUCACUAUGUUGGAGAAAAGCCUGGAGCAGCUGGCCAUCCAUCAGAGAGCGUGGUUUGACGAGACAUGUUGUCUGGACGCAUCCCAUGUGCAUCGUUGCAUCUUUCUGAUCUGUGUGGCCCACAAACCUUUGGGAUUGCAUCCACAGUGGUCCGACUGGCCAGAGACCUCGGUCAGUAUGACUGAGGCUGAACUUCUGGAUGUGGAAGGUUAGAUGUUCUCAUUACCACUGGCUGGGACUUUUGGACUUCAACCAUUUUGGGGAACGUGAACUUUGUUUUGUGGACAAACACCCGGAACUGCAACAGUUUGUUCCAACGUCAGAAAAUGAAGAUGCUGCCAAAUCUUCCGUUUAGCAGCUGGCCUCCCGGACACGAGAGGAUCUGUGAGGUCCUUCAUCGUCCUGCACAGCAGCUGAAAAGCCGAGGUGUUUUUGCUAUGGGACAACAACUCAUUUGUGAAUAUCAGAUGGCCACGGUUUUCUAACUUUAUCAUUUUAACAUCAUCUUUGCACAUGUUUCCUUCAAACACUGAACACCAAUGACCUUUCUUUUGGUUGGUUUUUAUUUAGAAAUGAUUUGGUGGGGAAGCAGAGGCUUUAAAAACCUUUCAGCGUCUGUUUUUAAAGGAGAGAUUUUCACUUGAUUGUAGUUCAAAUCGUAAGUGGGGGAUUUACUUGACUUCAGAGAACGGGGAAGAAAAUGUUGAUUCCAGUGUUCUUAUGGAAACGAAGCAUACGUCAGUUUUGUUUUUUAAAAUUCCUGAGCUGUAUUUAAAAGAAAAAUAACUUGUGCAUUGGAGGCUUUGGAUUUGCACAUUCUAGGUGGUCACUUUUUUUUCCUUUUUAUUGAAGCACAUUUUAAACAAAACAAAUUUACUUGAUGAAGGUAAAAAAAGCUUGGUGUUCCUUUUGAAUGUCUAUUUUAAGAAUCAUCACUAACUGCAUAUGUUAUCACUUGGAGGAAAGCAUUCAUGUGUGCUUGACGCCAAACGCACUUGUUUGUAAAAGCCUGAACGAGCACUGAGGUGAAGGGUCACGUCCACCUGAGCACGCACGCCACUCCAUUUUUAAAGCAACACGGAGCAGAAGGUUCCUCUGCUUUGUAUUUAAAAUGUUCUUAAAACGGCAAAGCCUCUGAUUUCUUAAAAAAAUGGUGAAGGAACUUUGUGUAAUUAAAAACUGACAGACAUUUGGAAUAUACUCUUUGUGGUGUUGGGAAGAAAAAACGUUUUCUCUGCCAAAAAUAUUUCUGUAAGGUUUAUUGCACUUGUCUCUGUUUACAUGAUCUGAUGUUCUUUUGUGCAAAUCCUGUGUGUUGAUGUGUUAAAAAAUAUGCCUGCAUGUGGUCAGACCUGAGUAUCUGGACAGCAUCAGUUCUCAGUCUUUGCUUUACAAUGAGAGAUGAAAAGUUGUCAGUCUCUGCUCUUGUGUGCUCAGUAACUGCUCCUUCUCCUUGAAUUAGACUCUCUGUUUGUAGAAUGGCUUCAUUUUAAUCCUUCUCUUCAAAUGCUUCUCUUCUUCUUGUCUCUUGCCGUAUAUUUUCAAGAGGCAGAGAUCUCAAUGUGAAGCCCUUCAACUUUGGCACAGAGUGCUUCCAUAGCCAAAUGUUUGAGUUUUUUCCAUUCAAAAUGAUCUAUCUUUAUAAGCCCUGAAACAUGUAUUUUGUAUAAAUACAUCACCCAGUGGGUUCUGCUUUCCUGACCGCCUUUCGGACCCUCCGCUCCUCUCUGUCUGCUAGAGGAGCUUCAUUUCAACAUCCCGUUAUGUGCGCGAUUGGAUUUCUGCGGAGCCCUUUAGAGCCGGCUGGCUAAGCUGCUCAACCAGCUUUGAAUUAAGCAGCUCUAGAAGAUGCAUCUGUGAUGGGGCACUACAGGCUUUGAUGGACAAUGCUGUGACGUUUAAAAUAAGACCUGACAGUCUGUCAAAUCGAGGAGCCAGUUUCUAUUCUGAUUGUUUUACCAAAGAGAUCUUGAUUAUUUGGAGCAGAUUGUAGUAAAUAAAAGUACUUAGUGGUAUCGGGGUUAAGCAAUCCUUCCCUGUUCUUACUGCUCCGUACUGAAACAAAUGAUUAGGUCAGAUUAAAGCUGAGAGGCUUUGGUUAAAGGGUCAGUUCACCACACCUUCCAGUUAGAAAUGGGAUUUCCCAUGUGAAGUCAUUCUGCCAGCGCGCAGCCACAGACGGCCUCCAGCAUUCAGGACACGACUGCUGCUCUCUUUGAUAAACGCAUCACUGCAGGUUUUCACUUCAUUUGUCUUCAGUUGUCUUUUUUUUCCACCUUCAAAUCUGGGCUUGGAUGUAAAAGUUCUGGUUCAGUUGUUUUAUCUAAGGUUUAGGUAAAAAAAAAUCAAAUAAAAUGGAUACACAAUUCUUUUAUCGA
Molecule: messenger RNA, 3431 nt
Organism: Oryzias latipes (Japanese medaka)
Lineage: Eukaryota; Metazoa; Chordata; Actinopteri; Beloniformes; Adrianichthyidae
Gene: tgfa
Product: transforming growth factor, alpha
Biological process (GO): positive regulation of mitotic nuclear division; epidermal growth factor receptor signaling pathway; positive regulation of cell population proliferation
Molecular function (GO): growth factor activity; epidermal growth factor receptor binding
Source: RefSeq, a predicted model, not a curated record